This is a messenger RNA of Galdieria sulphuraria, 2927 nucleotides long. RefSeq lists its product as uncharacterized. Lineage: Eukaryota; Rhodophyta; Bangiophyceae; Galdieriales; Galdieriaceae. The annotation marks the transcript as partial. The transcript has a single exon. The record is from RefSeq and is a predicted model, not a curated record.
GCGUGUCCUUCUCUCAACCGUGCAGUCUUUCAUCAGACACUCCUUNAGAGUUUACUGCCUCAUCCAUCACCAUUACAGNAGAUAGCUCGUCUUAUCUGCAGUGGUCGAAUUCUUCUCUGUCUUUGGGUUUCGAAGGGGGGUCCAGCGAAGUUCUCACGCNGAGCAACGAUGAAAUUGCCGUUGGAAGUCCGAAUGAAUUGGCAUUCUCUGCGUCGAAUGNGACGAUAUCUGUUGACUCUGGUAGCUCUUAUAUCAAUUGGAGUGGGAGCUCGUUUUCUCUGCAAUUUGAGUCGGGGGUUGUUCCUUUUGCAAUUGCUGAUUCGUCGUUUUCUGNGAACAUGCGGGCUCAAUUUAAUAACUUGGUUGAAUUUGGCGGUCCUUAUCCUAUUUACAUCAGCGCAUCGGGCAUGUCGAGUAACCUUGAAGAACNAAGCUAUCCAUNGAUCGGUCAAUGGGGCUCAGGAAUUGGAAUUUUACCGGAUAGUGCAGCGACUACUGGUCCUUAUUUCACUGUUUUUGAACCAUCCUCGAGGGACGCUCUUUACUCUUUCAGUCCUUCUUCAGCUGAGUUCACGAAUCAAUNGAUUCUCUCACCAGGUUAUCCUUUGUCCUUCGAGUCAUCGGAUGUUACUAUUACAGUUGAUACUGGAAGUUCUUACGNGAACUGGUCGAAUUCUUCGUUAUCUUNAGGAUUUGCAGAUGGGUCUUCUCCUUCGAUAUCUUUAUCCAACGAUUCUCUUCAGUNAGCUCUUCCUUCCUCUCUUGAGUUUGGUCAGGAAAACGUUACAAUUUCUGUGGACGGUGGGAGCUCUUACCUCAACUGGACUGAUUCCUCUAUAUCUCUUGGUUUCGAGUCAGGUUCCGAACCUGCAUNGACUGCAACGGAUUCCUUGUUCACCGNGAACACUAGGUCUCAGUUUACCCGUCNAGUUCAAGNAGGAGGAAACCUUCCUGUUUAUCUCGGAGAACGAGGAGCUUCUCAAACGGGCUNAAGCUAUCCAUUGCUAUGCCAAGAUGAUGGAGGUUUCGGAGUCAUUUCUGAUUCUAGUGGGAACUCCAUACNGAAUCUUANGAAUCCUGCAGGGGAUAAUGUCUAUAAUUUCUACGUGGAUGAUGCUGUCUUUAGCGUUCCCAUUCAAAUGUCCUCAUCUGAACCCCUUGUAUUCACAUCCGAUUCCAUUACUAUUACUGNAGAUGGAGGUUCAUCGUACAUCCAAUGGUCAGACACUUCUCUGUCUANAGGCUUUGAGGGAGGAUCUGCUCCUUUCACAGUUACAGAUUCGUUGUUUACUGNGAAUACCAGAGCUCAGUUCACUCAUAUGUUGGAAGUCGGUGGUGAGUAUCCCGUAUACAUCGGAGCAACUGGGACAGCUCCUGGUAGUCNGACGUAUCCUUUGCUGUGUCAAGAUGGCCAAGGCUUCGGUAUCAUUCCUAGUGGUAGCGGCGACGUUUUUACUAUACNGAACGAGGAAAGUACAAACAUCUAUUUGUUUAGCACAGACUCUGCGAGUUUCUAUUUACCUCUGGUUCUUACGUCUUCUGAACCUUNAGAGUUUACGGCGUCUUCGGNGACAGUUACAGNAGAUAGCGGUUCAUCGUAUAUUCAAUGGUCAGACGCUGCUCUUUCUANAGGUUUUGAAGGAGGAUCGAUGGGGGCGCUUGCAUNGAGCAAUGAUGAAAUUAUCGNAGGAACUGCUAGUGAAUUCGUGUUCUCUGCUUCCGAUANAACGUNGACAGUUGAUUCAGGGAGCUCCUACAUGCAUUGGACAGGAAGUGAAUNAGCAGUUGGUUUUGAAAAUGGAGGGAAUCCUGCGUNGAGCUUAUCAAAUGAUUACAUUGCUGNAGGCGAGCCAAGCUCUGUUUCAUUUGAAGCAGAAGGAANAACGAUAUCUGNGAAUAGUGGUAGUUCUUAUGUCUAUUGGAAUGAUAACUCCUUUUCUGNAGGCUNGANAAACGGCAGCGAACCUGCUAUUACGUNAACUAACAAUCGUCUGCUAUUUGGAGAGGUUGAUACGUUGGCCUUUGCAUCGGGACAGGNAACUUUCACCAAUGCGACGACCAAUUUCACCUCAACUAUUACUUCUUCGGCUACUACUCCUUUGUCGUUUACUGCUUCUGGUGUUACUAUAUNAGNAGAUGAUGGUUCUUCCUCCGNAAAUUGGAGUGGGAACUCUUUGGCACNGAAUUUCACGGUGGAUGCUAUCACUGAACNAGGAACUGGUGGCGCCGCUUUUGAGUUCACUUCAGGUUCAGCAAACUUUAACGAGCAGUNAGUUCUCUCAACAUCUGAACCUUUGGCUUUUUCAGCUUCUUCUGNAACUCNGACAGUGGACAGCGGAAGUUCUUACGNGACAUGGUCGGACUCCUCGUUGUCUUNAGGAUUUGUGGAUGGAACUUCUCCUUCGAUAUCUUUAUUUAAUGAUUCUGUUCAGUNAAAUCUUCCUUCCUCUCUUGAGUUUGGCCAGGAGAACAUCACAAUUUCCGUGGACGGCGGGAGCUCCUACCUCAACUGGACUGAUUCCUCUAUAUCUCUUGGUUUCGAGUCAGGCUCCGAACCUGCAUNGACUGCAACGGAUUCCUUGCNGACAGNGAACACUAGGUCUCAGUUUACCCGUCNAGUUCAAGNAGGAGGAGCCUAUCCUGUUUAUCUCGGAGAACGAGGAACUGAAACAGGUUNAAGCUAUCCAUUGCUAUGCCAAGAUGCUGGAGGUUUCGGCAUCGUUCCCUCUGGAACUGGGGAUACUAACAUACUGGCUCUUANGAACAGUGAUGGAGAAAACACUUUUGUCUUCUAUGAGGACAAUGCAGUUUUCGACGCUCCAGUUCAAAUGUCCUCAUCUGAACCCCUCGUAUUCGCGUCCGAUUCCAUUACUAUUACUGNAGAUGGAGGUUCGUCGUACCUCCAGUGGUCCAACUCUUCUCUGUCU